This is a messenger RNA of Mastomys coucha (southern multimammate mouse), 4536 nucleotides long. It is a transcript of the gene Insrr, whose product is annotated as insulin receptor related receptor. Gene Ontology annotation, molecular function: phosphatidylinositol 3-kinase binding; insulin receptor substrate binding; insulin receptor activity. Gene Ontology annotation, cellular component: axon; insulin receptor complex; membrane. Gene Ontology annotation, biological process: positive regulation of phosphatidylinositol 3-kinase/protein kinase B signal transduction; glucose homeostasis; multicellular organism development. NCBI's taxonomy places the organism in Eukaryota, Metazoa, Chordata, Mammalia, Rodentia, Muridae. Bases 96 to 3998 code for a protein of 1300 amino acids. The transcript has 22 exons. The record is from RefSeq and is a predicted model, not a curated record.
CCUUUUGCCCUUGUGUGCCCGCUCCACACUGGAACCUGGGUCUGCAUCCUCCUUUCUCCCUGGAGGACACCUGGAAGACAAUCAGGGCUGAGGUCAUGGCAGGGCCUGCUCUGUGGCCCUGGGGAGUACACUUGCUUAUGAGCCUGCUGUCCUUGGGAUCUGGCCUGGACACACUAGAGGUGUGCCCCAGCCUGGAUAUCCGCUCCGAGGUGACUGAGCUCCGUCGGCUGGAGAACUGCAGUGUGGUAGAGGGUCACCUGCAGAUCCUUCUCAUGUUUGCUGCCACUGGAGAGGAUUUCCGGGGCCUCAGCUUCCCUCGCCUUACCCAGGUGACUGACUACCUGCUGUUGUUCCGGGUCUAUGGCCUGGAGAGCCUUCGAGACCUCUUCCCCAAUCUUGCUGUGAUCCGAGGCACACGGCUCUUCCUGGGCUAUGCACUCAUUAUCUUUGAGAUGCCCCACCUAAGGGACAUCGGGCUGCCGUCGCUUGGGGCCGUGCUUCGUGGGGCUGUUCGAGUGGAGAAGAACCAGGAACUUUGCCACCUCUCCACCAUUGACUGGGCUCUGCUGCAGCCUGCACCUGGUACCAACCACAUUGUAGGGAACAAGUUGGGCGAGGAGUGUGCUGACGUGUGCCCUGGUGUGCUGGGUGCUGCUGGUGAACCCUGUGUGAGAACUACCUUCAGUGGGCACACUGACUACAGGUGCUGGACGUCCAGCCACUGUCAGAAAGUGUGUCCCUGCCCCCGGGGGCUGGCCUGCACAGCAGGCGGCGAGUGCUGCCACAGUGAGUGUCUGGGGGGCUGCAGCCAGCCUGAAGACCCUCGAGCCUGUGUAGCUUGCCGCCACCUCUACUUCCAAGGAGUCUGCCUCCGAGCCUGCCCUCCGGGCACCUACCAGUACGAGUCCUGGCGCUGUGUCACCGCGGAGCUCUGUGCUCAUCUGCGUGAGGUUCCUGGACUUGCCACUGCCUUUGGCAUCUACGAGGGCAGCUGCCUGGCUCAGUGCCCUCCAGGCUUCACCCGUAAUGGCAGCAGCAUUUUCUGCCAUAAGUGCGAGGGUCUGUGCCCCAAAGAGUGCAAGGUUGGGACAAAGACCAUCGACUCUGUUCAAGCCACACAGGACCUGGUGGGCUGCACCCACGUGGAGGGGAACCUUAUCCUCAACCUUCGCCAAGGCUACAAUCUGGAGCCAGAGCUUCAACGCAACCUGGGGCUGGUGGAGACCAUCACCGGCUUCCUCAAAAUCAAGCACUCUUUUGCACUCGUGACCCUGGGCUUUUUCAAGAACCUCAAACUAAUCCGGGGAGAUUCCAUGGUGGAUGGGAACUACACUCUCUACGUAUUGGACAACCAGAACCUUCAACAGUUGGGGCCCUGGGUGGCUGCGGGGCUUACCAUUCCCGUAGGCAAAAUCUACUUCGCCUUCAACCCACGCCUCUGCUUGGAGCACAUAUACCAACUGGAGGAGGUGACCGGAACCAGAGGCCGGCAGAGCAAGGCUGAAAUCAACCCCCGAACCAAUGGAGAUCGCGCUGCCUGCCAGACUCGCACUCUGCGCUUUGUGUACAACCUGACGGAGGAGGACCGCAUCCUCCUACGCUGGGAGCGCUAUGAACCACUGGAGGCCCGUGACCUGCUCAGCUUCAUCGUCUAUUACAAGGAGUCCCCAUUCCAGAAUGCCACAGAACACAUUGGUCCAGAUGCCUGUGGAACCCAGAGCUGGAACCUGUUGGAUGUGGAACUACCCCUCAGCCGCACCCAGGAGCCAGGGGUGACCCUAACCCCCCUUAAGCCCUGGACGCAAUAUGCUGUGUUUGUGAGGGCCAUCACACUGACCACCGCUGAGGACAGCCCCCAUCAAGGAGCCCAGAGCCCCAUUGUCUACCUGAGAACAUUGCCUGCGGCACCCACGGUGCCCCAGGAUGUCAUCUCCACCUCCAACUCCUCCUCACACCUCCUGGUGCGCUGGAAGCCGCCGGUCCAGCGCAAUGGAAACAUUACCUACUACCUGGUGCUGUGGCAGCGCCUAGCAGAGGACGGUGACCUCUACAUCAAUGACUAUUGCCACCGCGGUCUGCGGCUACCCAGCAGCAGCCACGACACACGCUUCGACCGAGAAGACCCGGCGCUGGAGGCCGAGCCGGAACAAGGCUGCUGUCCUUGCCAACACUCACCUCCUGGGCAGGCCCUGCCCGCACUGGAGGCUCAAGAGGUCACCUUCCAGAAAAAGUUUGAAAACUUCCUACACCAUGCCAUCACCAUCCCUAAGGCCCCAUGGAAAGUGACAUCCAUCAACAAGAACCCCCAAAGGGACUCCGAGAGGCACCGCAGGGAAGCUGGGCUUCUCAGACUAGGGAAAAACAACUCGGAUUUUGAGAUUCAAGAGGACAAGGUUCCCCGGGAGCGAGCGGUACUGAGUGGCUUGCGGCACUUCACAGAAUACAGGAUUGACAUCCAUGCCUGCAACCACGCGGCACACACUGUGGGCUGCAGCGCCGCCACUUUCGUCUUUGCACGCACCAUGCCACAUAGAGAGGCCGAUGGCAUCCCGGGAAAAGUGGCCUGGAAAGCAGCUGGCAAGAGCAGUGUCAUCUUGCAUUGGCUUGAGCCACCUGACCCCAAUGGGCUCAUCCUCAAGUAUGAAAUCAAGUACCGCCGCCUGGGAGAGGAGGCCACAGUGCUUUGUGUGUCCCGCCUUCGAUAUGCCAAAGUUGGUGGCGUGCACCUGGCUCUGCUGCCCCCUGGAAACUACUCUGCUAAAGUCCGGGCCACCUCAUUGGCUGGCAAUGGCUCCUGGACUGACGGUGUUGCCUUCUACAUCACCGGUCCAGAGGAAGAAGAUACUGGGGGACUGCGCAUCCUCCUCACGGUCACCCCUGUGGGGUUCAUGCUGCUCGUGAUGCUUGCUGCCCUCGGUUUCUUCUACAGCAAGAAGAGAAACAGUAUGCUGUACACAUCCGUGAACCCGGAGUAUUUCAGUGCAUCCCACAUGUAUGUCCCUGACGAGUGGGAGGUGCCUCGGGAGCAGAUAGCCAUCAUCCGGGAGCUGGGCCAAGGCUCUUUUGGGAUGGUCUAUGAGGGACUGGCCCGAGGACUUGAGGCUGGAGAGGAGUCUACGCCUGUAGCCCUGAAAACAGUUAAUGAGCUGGCCAGCGCACGGGAGCGCGUUGAAUUCCUCAAGGAAGCGUCCGUCAUGAAGGCAUUCAAGUGUCACCAUGUGGUUCGUCUCCUGGGUGUGGUGUCUCAGGGCCAGCCAACUCUGGUCAUCAUGGAGUUAAUGACCCGUGGGGACCUCAAGAGCCAUCUCCGAUCACUGAGACCUGAGGCAGAGAACAACCCUGGCCUCCCGCAGCCUGCACUCGGUGACAUGAUUCAGAUGGCAGGGGAGAUUGCAGAUGGCAUGGCCUACCUUGCUGCCAAGAAGUUUGUGCACCGGGACCUGGCAGCCCGCAACUGCAUGGUGUCCCAGGAUUUCACCGUCAAAAUUGGUGACUUUGGAAUGACUCGGGAUGUGUACGAGACAGACUAUUACCGCAAGGGUGGAAAGGGGCUACUGCCAGUGCGCUGGAUGGCCCCCGAGUCCCUCAAGGACGGAGUCUUCACCACUCACUCAGAUGUCUGGUCCUUCGGUGUGGUGCUCUGGGAGAUUGUGACCCUGGCUGAACAGCCAUACCAGGGCCUAUCAAAUGAGCAGGUGCUGAAAUUUGUCAUGGAUGGUGGAGUUCUAGAAGAGCUGGAGGACUGUCCAAGUCAGCUACAGGAGCUGAUGAGACGCUGCUGGCAGCACAGCCCACGCCUGCGCCCGACUUUCGUCCACAUCCUGGAUCGCAUACAGGAUGAGCUUCGGCCCUCUUUCAGGCUCUGCUCCUUCUACUACAGCCCAGAGUGCCAGCGGGGCCAGGCCUCCUUGCUGCCUACUGAGGCAGAGCCUGACUCCCCACCGAUCUUAAAUGGAGCUUCAGACUAUAGUCCCCCAAAUGGGGACCCAGAACACUGAGGGGUCAUCCUUCCCGACCUGACUGCCCCGCCAUGGGCAGAGAAGACAGAACCCAACCUUUAUGGCCAGCUGUUCCCCUCUCACCCCAGUCCCCCUCACACAGGUCAGGAAUUAGCUCAGCACAAGCAGAGAGCAGGUGCCAGAAAGGGAGACAUCUGAACUCACAAAUGAUAGCCUCACAGACUCACAGAGACAGCCUGUGGGCCAUCAGGAGAGGCCGAAGCAGGAGGGACUCUCAGGCCACAAGGGCAGGAGUGCCCUGCCCUCAGAGAGAAACUCUGGUCAGGCUGAAAAGCUCAUCCACUGGAGGGAGGCAGGGUCCAGUGACACACACCUCCGACUUCAGGUGGUCAACAGCUUGAAAGCGAAUGAGUGGCCAGAGGCAGGCCUGGAGAUCUCUCCACUCACGUUGAGACCUGAUGACAGUAUCCACAGAAAAUUCCUUCUUUCCCUGUGGUCAGCUCCUCCCCUCUGCCCCACAUUCCAAGACAAAGCAGGAACCCUAGGACCCUGAAUAAGUGGGUCCCAAACAUGGCUC